Molecule: messenger RNA, 3306 nt
Organism: Physcomitrium patens
Lineage: Eukaryota; Viridiplantae; Streptophyta; Bryopsida; Funariales; Funariaceae
Product: origin of replication complex subunit 3
Biological process (GO): DNA replication; DNA replication initiation
Cellular component (GO): nuclear pre-replicative complex; DNA replication preinitiation complex; nuclear origin of replication recognition complex
Molecular function (GO): DNA replication origin binding
Source: RefSeq, a predicted model, not a curated record
AUGGACAAAUUUCUCUCCUGGCGCCAAAACUCGAGUGUUGUUGUUGCACGCACUGACUACAAUCGAGCAAACCAUUCUCAGAAUGCUCGUCAUCUGCCAUCUUCGAAGGAGAGACAGCGAAGAUGCAUGAGCACGAAAUGCAGCUUCCUCGAUCGAUUGCCUGCAGUGUGUUCAUUCUGCUGGUUGUAUGAUAUUGCGUUGGCAACGCUUCGAAGUACCGUCUCAAUGGCUGCCACUGCCUCCGUUUCCGGCUUCCUUGACCCCUCAGACCCCGACGACGAUUCUCUUGAGCAGGUCUGCCACAUCUUGCACUCUGCCCCGGACCCUAGUCCUACUCCUCGCAAACACGGUCGCCCCCCGCGCUCCCUCGCUGAUGUUGUUGUUGCCGACGCCACCCACGCCAAUACUCUGCCACCUUGCCUCCGUGACGAACCUUCUCUCUGUGGCGUUUGGCGGAAGCAUGCGUUUGAUGUUGUCUGGGGGAGGUUGGAGACUCUCAUUCAGGCUACUCUUGAUGAAUAUAACGAUGCUAGCUUCAAAGAAAUCAGUCAGUGGAUACGCAAUCGUCAAUUCUAUGAUGCUCAACAGCAAUUGUAUAGGUGUGCCCGUGUUGCACCCAUUGAUGAUCAUCAGCCACAUACGUCCACAUAUGGUACUCAUGUUGUAGGUUCUUUCAACAAGCAGCUUCACACGGCCUUGCUCUUUCUUGGUGGUGCUGAUUCAUCCGAUCAUCAAGCUACAUUUGACGGACUGUCAAUGCAUCUGAAAUCGCAGAAUUUUCAUGUGGCUCGUCUUGUUGCUUCUGAUUUCCCGAGCAAGUGUCAGAUUGCUGUACCUCUCUAUAGCUUACUGCGGCAAUUCUUGCAGAUCCAGCCCGAGACAGCAGAUAUGGAGAUACUUGCCGCUUGGUAUUCUGAAGCAAGGAACCGCGGUCGUCCUGUGGUUGUUAUGGUGGAACAUAUGGAACGCUGCAGUAUAACAGCACUUGGAGAACUCGUAGUAUUGCUAAGCGAAUGGUCAGCAGAGAUCCCAAUUGUCCUCAUUCUGGGCGUUGCGACGACUGCUGAUGUCUUGCAAAGAUUUCUCCCAUCCAAUGCAGUAUCGCGACUAGUACCAUGUGGUUUCACCUUAAAGUCUCCUCUUGAGAGGCUGGAGUCUGUCUUGAGAGCAGUGCUGGUAGAUUCAUUUAGUGCUUUUGAAAUCAGCCACGCAGUUGUCAAACAUAUGCACAUGCAUUUCUUAAGGCAUGACCUUACUGUUGCAUCCUUUAUAAUGUCUAUUAAGGUAGCGUGCAUGGAGCAUUUCUGCAGUGAACCUUUGAGUUUCUUGAGUGAGUGGCUUUUGAAAAGCUCGUCUCAGGUUGACUUUGAAAAGCAAUGUGCUGCCUUACCAGUUGAAUUACUAAAUUAUGCAGCAAAGCUUUCAUCUGUUGAAAGUUCUGAUACAGGGAUUGAAAAUGUGAGGAAGCAGAUUGCAAGCAGUCUCUGGCUCGUUAAAGAGCAGAAGCAGCUCUGGAGCGUUGCUUUCCUAUGCGUAUUGGAAGUGGGGAAGCAGCUAGGUGUUGGAUUUUUAGAUCUUUUCUGCCAAGCCCUAUGUCCUUCUCCAUCAGCAGGGAGACAUUUGAAGUUUGCGGAGUUGAAUAAUGUGCAACAGCUGAGCACUCCUUCUCUCAGCACUGAAUGGCAUGGUCUUUUCACUAAGCUAAGGGAGCAGACGCCUUCGGUUCUUAAAAACAUAUUGGAAGAAUGGAAGAAGAUUACUUCAACGAUCAAUGAGCUUCAUGCAGAAGUCUGCAGAGUGUACGUCAAGUUUUCGAAUGGGGAUAGCCUAAAUCUUUCAAGUCCUCCCAACCGUUCAAUUUCUGGCAGAAUUGAAAUGGCCUCUGCUCCAAUGAGUUCUAGUGGUUCAGGUCUUCCUGAUACAAUGAAGAGUUCUCUUGUACGACCAUUAUCUGGAGCCUUCUUGGAGCAAACCUCACCAGCGGGUUUACAUUCUGCCCCUAUGGAAUGUUCACCAGAAGGUGGUAAAAUGGCUUCUUCACCGGGAUCAGUUACCCCAUCCAAGAGGUCAGGCACUUCGUGUCUCAACGAAAGCCCACGUCGAACGUCAAGCAGGUUGACGCCAACAAAGAAGCUACCUUCCAACUCAUGCCUACCGGAGAGUCCUAGAAGUCCCGCAGGCAAACCUCCAAAAUCUCCAAUCAAGGCAACAGGUCUACCAAUCAAUGCCCAUGAAAGUCCCAGGCGUCCCAGCACGCGAAGCUUAGCUUUUGAUGGAAAUGUUUCUUCAGUAGUUGGUGACAGAGAGAGCCCAAGAAAAACUCUCAACUCUCCUUCAAAGAUCUCCUUAGACGUAAGGGAAAGUCCGCGAAAGAAGCUUUCGAUGUCUCCAAAAAAGAAAACUACUGAUUCUGAAGGCCAGCAAAGUCAGCAAGCAAUGAGCCGUUCCGACCUUCGAAGAAUGGCAUCUCAGAAUUCAGGCGUGGGUGCAAAGGUCGGGGGUUACCCCUCAAAUGAGUUGGUAGCUGACCUGUUUCAACAUAUCAUCCUUCAAUAUAUGGUACCAACAGAGUCUUUGCCGUUUCAUGAAAUUAUCUGCUUUAAAAACGUGUCCUCGUUGCAGCAGGAAAUGACUGGAGCAACUCGUCAGAAGGUGCAACUGGACUUGUUGGGAUCACAGCUGCGUUUGCAAUGUGAUUGCUGUCAUAGUGACGGUUCCUUGUCAAACUCAAUGCACGACACAAGUCUUGCAUUCCAUCUUACUCAGGAACACAAUGAGCUGAUCAACGUGCACGAUUGGUACCAAUCUUUCUCAAGCGUCUGUUGUCCGGCAAAAGCCGCUUCAGGGAGAGGGAAAGGGAAGAAGGGGAAAACAGAUGGCUCUGAAGUUGACGCAGUUACUAUACAAGCCCGCUUUGCGAGGGCAGCAACAGAGCUUCAAAUUGCUGGACUGCUACGCAUGCCAAAGAAGGGGCGCCCAGAUUUUGCGCAAAGAAUUUGUCUUAGUUGAUUAUUUGAUUUAACGUGCACUUGAGCAAGGUUGAUUUCAAUGAUGAAAGUAAAAUAGAUUACUACUUGAUUAGGUUCUCGAAAUUAGAGGGCGAUUUUGAUAUUUGUUUAUUGAUACUAGCAAUUCGGAUUUUGAAGUUUCCGGUCAUUGGCGAUGGAGCAGUGCAAGUGUUAAUAGAAUUGGCUUUAAAUAACUUUAAUUUUGAAUUCAGGAAAGCAUCGUUUUGUUGAUCAAGAUUAUCUUUUGCCAAGAUAUUCAAUGAAAACAACUUUUCGGUAAGUAAAAAAUAUUAUUUGA